Aspergillus tanneri is the source of this 1194-nucleotide messenger RNA. RefSeq lists its product as uncharacterized. The record is from RefSeq and is a predicted model, not a curated record. The transcript has 4 exons. The coding region runs from base 1 to 1194 and encodes 397 amino acids. NCBI's taxonomy places the organism in Eukaryota, Fungi, Ascomycota, Eurotiomycetes, Eurotiales, Aspergillaceae.
AUGGAAUACGUGUCAAGGGAUCAAUUUAGGGAUCUCCAAGCGCAGCUGCAGAAUCAACAAACUCAAAUGCAGCAAAUAAUAGAGCUAAUUCAACGCAGUCAAUCGCCCCUUUCAAGUACGCCUACUCCAAAUCCGAAGCCCAUAUCAACAGCUCUACCGCCACCAAGCGAGGAUGACGCCGGCCGCGCGAGUAUAAUACAAGCAGUCAGCGCCAUGCGGAAGGAUGUUGGUCGAAAGCUUCAACAUAAACCAAGAUCUCUAAAGAUCUCCAAUUUCGCCGAUUGGAAAGAGGAUCUACUUAAAGACGCCCGUAUUAUAAACGCGGAGUCGAUUUUAAUUAACAAGGAGCUCAAUCCACCACAUGACAGUGAGGAGCUCAAUUCAGCAAUUUGGCAGAUGAAGAAUGAAGCUUUGGCUAUCCGAAUCUACCAGUUAAUGUCGCGAGAAGUGCAGGAUCGCCUAGGUCAGACGAAGGCCCAGGAGCGCUAUGACCUAGUGCGAGAAAUUAUCGAUAUCGAAUUACAUGAUGGCGAUUAUUUGGCGUACGAGAGCAAGCUUUCAACGCUCCAGGCACGCGCGAAACGCCUCCAUUAUAGGGCUACAAAAGGUGAUCCUGCAUAUGCACCACCACCGAAGCCCUCGGCCUCUGCGAAUUAUGUUGCGGAAUCAAGCACGCAACUACCUGAAUGGUAUGUGGAUACAUGCGCAUCGUACCACAUGACCCCCAGACAAGACGUCUUUUCAAGUACGAAAUUCUACCGACUGAUUGCUCACAUUCGUCCCUUUGGUUGUUGUGUUUGGUAUUAUAACGACCCAGGAUAUCAAGAUUUCAACAAGAUUGUUAGCCGCGGCGCUCCAGGUGUUUACAUCGGCAGUGAUUCUUCAACCAAUCAUAAGGUCUACGUCAAAGAGACAAACAAGGUUAUUCGGACUGGCCAUGUUUCAUUCAACGAACAGGCUCAGAGGGAACAGCCUACAGAAAAACCGAUUAAUUCUACCGUACCUCCGGACCCUGAACAUCUCGCGCAGGAAGCGCUGCAUCUCAUGGGGAUUCUCCCGCGGAGGAUAACGGACAAUCUGACUGGGUUCGACCUGCUAAAGGCUUUGCUCCAUUCGCAGGAUUUACCCCUACUUCGCCUGCUUCUGCUGAGGCAAAUCGGCCCCCGAUUCCAAAUACUUGGCAGGAAGCAAUGA